Messenger RNA from Anastrepha ludens (Mexican fruit fly), 8059 nucleotides. RefSeq lists its product as uncharacterized. NCBI's taxonomy places the organism in Eukaryota, Metazoa, Arthropoda, Insecta, Diptera, Tephritidae. Bases 1627 to 3603 code for a protein of 658 amino acids. The record is from RefSeq and is a predicted model, not a curated record. The transcript has 2 exons.
AGUCAAAACCAAUACACUCAUUGUAACAUACAACAUAACUCUAUACCAGCACAUAUUCUCAACAAAGGUAUGUAGUAAUAAAACAAGUACUGAUCUGUGACUCCAGAUACGAACGAAGGCGAAGACGAAGACGAAAACGAAGAGAAAAAUACCACGUAGUCGGUACUUUGGUCAUGGUCGGCAAUGGUUACCUACAUUAUUCUCAAGUAUACUAUCGUAGAGUGAACAACGUUUACGCAAUUAACGGGUUUUGCGCUUCUUCGUUUAAUCGUCGGAUUUUUUCGUUUCAUUACAUUCAUGCACAAAUACACACACAGUAUACUUUAGUAUGUUGUCUGGAUAAACUGCGAAUUUCAUGGCAUUCCGUUGUGAUCCAUUGAAUUCAGUAUUUUCAUACAUUCGGAUCGUCGCAUUUUUGAAAACUAUUCGCUUAUUUUCACUUUGCGGAUUAAAAUCGAAAAAAAAACAUCUAACGAUCAGCCGAAUUGACGUUAUUAAAAUAUUACAAUAUUAAAAACAUAAAAAAAUAACAAAAAAACGACGAUUUUGUUUUACAACACCGAUUGCAGCUUCUUUGUGUAUCCGUGCAAGUAGUGCAUACAUACAUACGUACAUACAUACAUACAUACAUACAUACAUACGUACAUAUGUAUUGUUGUGCGUACUUGUCUACAUUGGUAUUUGCAGAAAAGAGGAAAUUCUUGAACUCCGCCAUAUUUAUUUUGCCACGACAAUAAAAAACAAGAUAUUACACUUACCACAUAUCCGCACCACGAAAGCAUGACAAAGCUUUAAAUAUAUGUACAUACACAUAUAGGCAUACAUAUGUAAGCAAAGAAUCAAUGGGCGCACGACGCUUCAGUGUGGAAGUCAGUAGUUCUACAGUCAAAUUCCAUUAGCCAGAAUACUUGAGCUGCAUUCUUUUAACCUUUAAAUUUCAAGUGCCAAAAAUAAAGAGAUCAACAGCAAUAAUAAAACCAAUUUGUGUAUACGUGUGCGUGUAUAUUUUGAAAAAGUGUAAAUAUAAUAUAAGAAUCUGGAUCUACAACAAAGUAGUACUGUAGGGUGUAUGCAAUGUUCAGUGUUGCGGGUAUGCUUAUUAAUAAGUACGGAAAUUAACAGUUUUACACGUACACAAGUAUCUUUGCAUACAUAUUGACAAAGGUGUGUGUGUGUAAAUGAGAAGAAAAAUUAAGAAUGAAUAUCUUGCAUGAUCGCAAUUGUUGUAAAUAGUUUUAUAUGAUUGUGUUUAAAAAUAAUUUGGUGAAAAUAUGUAAAACAAACGAAUUGAAGUUUAAGAUGGAAUAAAAUAGCUGGAUUCAAGAACCACUUAGAAACCCAUCAAAACCAGAAAAUCAACUUUGUUAACGGCUUUGCUUGACAAAACUUCGGUAUACUCAAUUCACUUGUGCCUCAUAUGUGUAUGUGCAUGCAUAAAUUUUGCUGCCACUAAUCUCUCUGCCUUACAUGCGUACUCAUAAAAGCUUUCUUUUUAUGCCUAUUGCCUUUCGUCAAGUGUCACUUGAAACUGUGCUUGAAACUGUGACUAAAAGUAUAUUUAAUCCCACUAAAUAAUUAGGCAGCUAACUUUUUUCCGCGCAUACAAAUAUUUUAGCACACAAAAAAAUGGGUGACUCUACGCCUAUAUGUCGGUGUCGCGUACUUUAUUUGGGCAGUGCUGUGCCGCGCCAGAGCAAGGAUGGGCUACAAGGUAUUCAAGAGCCAUUACGCAGUCUUUAUCCUUCGGAAGGUGCAAUCGGCGCUAAAGGCAUUGAUUCAUGGUUAAGUGUUUGGUCAAAUGGAAUUCUACUUGAAAACGUUGAUGAGAAUUUAAAACAAAUUACGCGAUUUUUCCCCAUUGAAUCACUGCACUAUUGCGCAGCUGUACGUCAAGUUCUAAUACCAGAACGCGGAAAUUCUAAGACCGAACCGAAAUUUCUACCACUUGACUCACCGUUCGCUCGAAUGCCCCGCGCACACCAUCCACCCAUAUUUGCCGCUAUACUACGCCGUACGACUGGCAUCAAAGUGCUUGAGUGUCACGUGUUUAUUUGUAAACGGGAAGCUGCCGCAAAUGCUCUAGUCAGAUGUUGUUUUCACGCAUAUGCCGACAAUUCGUAUGCCCGUCAAUUGGAGACAGGCAGUUCUGGUGGCGGUGCUGGCAGCAGUGCCUAUGGCACACUCAAAAGUGCUGUUGGUAGCAAAUCAAAUGGAGACCUAACUGGCAUCGGCUUGUCCAAUGGUAAUCAUCAUCAUAUAGGCGCCUCCUCAAGCCAAGGUGGGUGGCGUUCACGCGCCGGUAGUACAACCACCCUGAACAGUGUUGGGAGGCAAUCCAAUGGCCAUACUUUUAAUGGCACCAGUGGCAUCAGCCUGAAUGGUGGAGGAAGCAAUAGUAGCGCCGCUGAAGGGUACACAUCUGUGAAGAAUUUUUAUGGAAGUAGUGCCGAUUUGAAUGUAACCGUCGAUGAUGGCGAGACUUCUAUAUACAAUGGAGAUGAGAACCACAAAGUCUGGAAUGGUUCGCAAGAUCAACUUGAUGCUAUAGCAGUAGAAAGUCCAUAUGAAGUGUUUUCGGGCAACACAUCCACUUUGGGACGACCUGUGAGAGCUCGUCAAAUAAGCACACCCAUCGAUGUACCUCCCCCACCGAUGCGUGAGGAAGCUUAUAAAAAACGUAAAGAUAAGGGAGCAUCAAAAACGCCUGGCAGCCAAAGCCUCUCCGGGACACUAAUACGUCCGAAGCCUAUUCAUCCAGUAACAUUGCAGCGGCACGGAGUUUAUGCUGGUGUUCCAGGAAAUGGUAUUUACGGUCCAGUGGUUGGAUCCGGAGCAUAUCCAUCGCCACAAGGCUCACGAAACUAUCACACAAUCAGUCAUCGAGGUUUCCAUGGUGGUCCUCUGGGCCCACCUCCGCACAAUCAUUACCCUGGCAUGCCACCUCCGCCACAAAUGAUGCAUCCACCACAUAUGGGCAUGCCCAUGCAAAUGCCCGUCAUAAUGCCACAACAAUAUGCAACGCUGCAAUCCACGCGCACGACAAAGAAAAAGAAGGAUAAAAAGAGCAGUGGCAUACCUGUUGGAUUACCCAUUGUGCCACCUGUUUAUGCAUUCCAUCAGCCCAUGGGUGCAUCGCCGCAAUCGCAACCUGCUAUUGCGCAAUCCCUGAUCGGCGAACCGCGUCCACUGGCGAUGUCGAAUCGCAAGUUGGCAGUGUCCAUGGGCAAUGGACUCGAUGACGCACUCAAUUCGGGCACAGAAUCACCAGGCGGUACAGGCAUCUACCGACGAAAAGGUCAUCUAAACGAAAGAGCCUUCAGUUAUUCUAUACGCCAAGAGCACCGCAGCCGUAGUCAUGGCUCAUUAGCUAGUCUACAGUUUAAUCCACCUGACAUGAAGAAGGAACGCGAAAUUGCCCAAAUGGUAGCCGGACUUGAUUUGAGUGCUAGCGAAGAAAGGGAAAUGGAUCGAAAACACAUGCAUGCAAACAAUGGCGGUGGAGCUGGCAUUCAGCCGCCUCAAGCGAUUUACGGAAACGGAGUUACAACUGCGGUAUACGGCAACAACAUGGGUCCGGGCAACUUUGGCAAGGCUCGAAGAUAAAUCAAUUUGAUGGAAUGCAAUGACAUUAUUGUGCAUUUCUAUUCAGAAGAGGUCAUAUAAAUAUGUUUUAAAGCGUGUGUAUGUAGUAUCAUUUUAAUAAUUACGGUAGGAUAACAAAUAUAAUUUUGUGGCGUAAAUAUGUAAUUAUUACUAGGCUAAGUUAUGUGCGGACAUUUACAUAUCCGAUCUGUAUAUUAAUUUGCAAAAAAGGAAAAAAAAGACGAACACGGUUUAGGACCUACAACAAAUACUGAAUUACAAAUGCGCCUAUUCAUACAGCUGUAAAAAUAAUAUUAAUAAUAAUAAAGAAGGUAAAACCAAAGAGAUACCGGAGUAAAAACGUCGGCGGGUUCUUCUUUUGUAUGCGUUAGCGAUUUGCUCUCUUAUUUGCUUCUGAAUGCUUUCCCUUUAAAUUAAGAGUUUCUAACGCUGUAAAACUAUUUAAAGGAACAAAGAUUAUUAAUUAAGCAAAAUAUUAAUAUUUUAGAAAAAUAUACAUAUGGACACAUAAAAUAUUUCCCAAAUAGUUGAGCCGCUUAAAUAUGCACUAUUUAUUUUUCCUAAAACCACCGCUCGGUUGCAGUUGUUCAACGGGAUUGAAAUCAUUAGAACUCAGUUAGUGUAGAAUUGACUUAGCUUAACUGAACUUAUCUUAACUUAACUUAAGAAAUUGGCAAAUAUAACACUUCAAUGUCUUGUUUUGUGUCUAACUACCAUAUAUUACAUUUGUUUCCAUUCGCAAAAAUUAUUUUCCAAAAUAUUUUCUACGUACAUUUAUUUUAAGAAUUAUAAAAUCAAAGAUAUGGCAAGCCCGCUUCCUCGACUAACCGCUAACGCAGAUUUCCAUCUAAGAGGUUGGGCGAAAGUUUAAUUUAUGUUAAGUUAAGUUACGUAAAUUAAGUCUAGACUAACUGAGCUCCUACAGCAUCAUACAUAGUCAGAGUAUUGUAUAUAGGGGGAAAUUUUACAAAGUCAUGCAUACUUCCAAAUUUUUAUGUAUUAAUAAAAAGUGAAUGGCAAGCCAUAUUGAACAGGUAGGCUUUUUAAUAAAAAGUAUCGGGCACAAUAGUUUUUCCGUACACCACAGCAGGUUCAGUGGUGAAGGAUUUGAGCCUCGAAUGCAUCAAGCUUCAGUCCCUAUGAUCAUUUACUUAAGCCAGAUUGAUGAGCUCGCUUGCAAUCUUCAUCUGGUUGCAGUAGACUUCACUGUUUUGUUUUUUGGUGCGUGAGGUAGGGUUCAAAAUGCUUGCGCACGACCUAAUCAGCAGACACGUCCAGGGGAUGGGUGUGUAAACAAAUGACUUCUGCAGAGUUGGUCCAGAUGAAAAAGAGACGAUCCCGCACCUUUUAUGUCAUUGCCCGUCUAUAGCCAGACGUGGAUUUACGAUUUUAGAUAGACAAUUCUUUAAUGAAUUGGAAGAUUUCCUCAGUACUGUGGAAAUCAGCGAUCUUUUAAAAUUUUUCAAAAGUACACAUUAUUUUUAGGAGAGAUAAGGAUAAGUUCCCCAUGCUGCAUCACAAUGGCUAUGAUCGUGAGUGUGUCCCACAGUGGGCAACCGCUUCAACCUAACCUAACCAACAGCGAUCGUCGUCUACUGCGUUGAUUGGUGUGACCACUAAAACAAUCUCUCCUCUCCAUCUGGGUAGACACCUUUCCCGGGACUACUUUUUGCAUUACUUCGGGAGGGCCCAGAACGGCAUCCGUAAAGAACCAAUUCUAUUCACCCACAUCUCAGUCCACCGUAUUUGUAGCCAGCUUUCAAGCUAUAGGCUCGCCUUCUUGUUUUUCAAUUAGUGCGAUUUUGCUUUGUUGCACUGCGCCGAGGUCUAUCUUUUUCCCCGUAGUAGGUCCUCGAUGUAUCUCUUCACGGCGUUCUAGCAUUUGAGCAUUUUGCUGAUUUGUUUGCUCGGCGCGAUGUCGCAAAUCUGCUUUCUCAGAGCAUCUCUUUCCGCAAGUCAUCUGUCACAACUAAAAAACGUAUGUUCAGCGCCAUCGCUCGGCGUUUCUCAGUAUAUACACUUGGAAUCGCUUACCUUGCCAUGCAGUAUAGGUAUCUCCGAAGCAUCAGUAGCCCACGAGGAACUGAGUUAAGAAGUAAUUCACUUCCACGAAGUUCUUUGGAUCCAUAUGCUUAUUAAUGGAAUGAGUUUCGCCAUCCAUUUGCCACUCGGCUCAGUGUCCCAUCGGCUUUGCCACCGCGGUAUGGUUUGGCAUAUCCGUUCCGGAAUGACGUGUUUUUUUUUUUUGGGUCCCACGCAUCCCUCCGUUCCCCGGCAAUGAGGUUGGCGCCUAUCUAGCCGCUGAUCACAAAAACUGCAGCGCCAAAGACAGUGCGGUAGGCUGGGGCAACUCUGCGGGCCGCUGUUCGUUGCACAACCUCUAAUAUUUUGCGCUACGCUUUUCAAUUUAGUGCAUCUCCACAUACUUUGCUGCCGUUUCGGAGAAUUGAGUUUGUGGCCGCCACGAUUAGCCUUGGACCACCGAUGUUUGCCAUUAAUCUGUUUGGCAUUUCUUUAUACUAAACUGCCCUGAUAUUAAAAAAACUUAAAUUGCAAUUUCUUAAAAUGCUCCGAAAUAUCAAAACAAUUAAUGCAAUUUCGAACGUGUUCGUGCAAACUACCUGGAUGCAAGUUUUUCUUGUUCUUCUCUUUAAAAGUUUUAAGAAUGAAAAAGAAUGAAAAAUAUUCGCAAUGUUGAUGUUAACUGUCAUUUUUCGGCAAUUUUGUCAUCGCUAAUCCCCUAGUCUGCUUAAAUUAUGAGAAUUAAGUCGAGUUGUCAAUCCGCAUUAGCCCCACUUAAUUCCUGAGAUAAUUCCGGAUUAAGUCGCUUAGCCCAAUUAACGCCACUGUCUACUUAGUCUAUUAGGGACGUUCCAAAAUCCGCCUAAUACGGAGCUUGGACUCUUGGAAUGUCGUUGGAAAAAGUGUGCCCAUUUACUUUGCAGAAUUUUAAGAUUUUAAGUUUUACACAAACCUCUAGCAGUGGAACAAAAACAACAAUUGAGUAUAUUUUGUUGUAGCGUUCGGUGUCUUGAAUUUCAAUUUUAUCGUUGACUAAUUUUGCUAUUUAGAGACCAAAUUAUCUGUAAGAAAUCAAGUCAACUGCUCUACUGUCACUACCUGUGUUCAAUACGUUUGUUCGAAAUUAAUGCAAUGAAGCCGGCCCAACUUUUACUCUAUUUAAUUUGUUUUGGGAAAUUAUAUUAUGUAAAAAAUUUUCUAACAAUUUGUGUAAAUAAUUUGUGUAAGCAUAAACUUCAUAUAAGCGCAAAGGAAUAUAUUUAAAUAGACAUGUAAUCGUAUUUACGUGUAAAUCUAAUAUUUUAAGCUAAACUUCAAAUGAGUUUUUAAUGGAAAAUGCCGAUAUGCUUAUAAAUAAAAAUAUAUUCAUAUUUAUGUGGGUAUAGUCGGAAAUAUACAUUUAUACAUAUUUAUACACAUGUAUGUAAAUACAUAUUUAUACGAGCAUUCUUAUACAUAUCUAUCUAAAAAUGAACAUAAGUGUACUUGUAAAUUGCAAAUUUUUCAAUAGCUGCAUUCUCAUUUGCUAACGAGUUUGAAAGGCGUGAUUUAAAUAGUGAAAUUUACCAACCAAAAACCAAACGAAAAAAGAAUAACUUCGGAAUCUUAACUGAAUAUAUUAAUUUAUUUACUCAAGAAAUAUAAAAUAAUUUUUUGGUAUUUAACUGAAAUUUUCAAAGUAUUUCAACAUAUUUUAACUAUUUACAACAACACUACAAAUUAGUGUGCGUAUCGUUAAAGCGCUCUCAACUCACACCGCUUACCUAUAUCAAUUCCCCCAGCUUAUUUGCCUUGUUGCUGUGCAUCAUUGAGUAAGUAACAAAAUAGAGUAUAUCCUCUUCUUUUCAAACUUCUGCUUUACAAAAAGGAGAUGCACAACAUAUUUGAGUGCCAGUACAGGCACCCCACAUACAAAAUAAUUUUUAUGCGAGAUUGGGACUCUCUAUAUGUUAUAUGUUACUAUAUGAUACUCAAUGUUUGCAAGCGCUUCGAUACGAGUAUAUGCAUGUCCUAUAUACCGAAUGCUCUUUUGCGACUCGACUGUAAAUGUAUGCAGCUAAUGUUAAGUUUCUGAAUGCAUAUAAAAAAUAUGAAUAGAAUUAACAAAAUUACGAUGCUGGUCAAUAAAAUUUGAGUAGAUUCAAUACAUAUGUAUGCAUAUUGGAUAUAUGUAUGUAUGUGCGUUAUGUAUUUUUAGGUACUUUCCUAAAUAUAUGCAAAAUAAUCGAGCAAUUCAGAAGGUGUUGUGGGGGUAUAAUUUUUUAACACCAUAGAUAUGCACAGUUGCAUCGUCAUGUUUGAUUUUCUUUACGAAACAACAACAAAUUGUUCGACAAAUAUCGUGAAAUGAAAUGAUUUCAGAACGCACACAACGUUAGACGCCUUGUGAAUUGCCCAAAUGUUUAUAAUUUGUAUUACUUAUUUUCUUAUCCUU